Messenger RNA from Photinus pyralis (common eastern firefly), 474 nucleotides. RefSeq names its product guanine nucleotide-binding protein subunit beta-like protein. Gene Ontology annotation, biological process: positive regulation of protein phosphorylation; rescue of stalled cytosolic ribosome. The transcript is spliced from 3 exons. The record is from RefSeq and is a predicted model, not a curated record. The coding region runs from base 89 to 430 and encodes 113 amino acids. Gene Ontology annotation, cellular component: cytosol; nucleus. Lineage: Eukaryota; Metazoa; Arthropoda; Insecta; Coleoptera; Lampyridae. Gene Ontology annotation, molecular function: translation regulator activity; protein kinase C binding; ribosome binding.
CCUUUAAUUCCUUUUCACUUCUGUCAAUCGCGAACGUUGCAAGGGUUAGCACGUUUUGUGUAUUUAAUUUAGUUUUCUUUUAAAAAGAAUGACCGAGACUUUACAAUUACGGGGCACGCUGCUGGGCCAUAAUGGCUGGGUUACCCAAAUUGCGACGAAUCCAAAAUAUCCCGACAUGAUUUUGUCUUCAUCUCGAGACAAAACUUUGAUUGUAUGGAAACUGACUCGCGAGGAGACCCAAUACGGUGUCCCCCAGAAACGUUUGCACGGUCACUCCCAUUUCAUCUCCGAUGUUGUUCUGUCAAGCGAUGGAAACUACGCCUUAUCCGGCUCGUGGGACAAGACUCUCCGUCUUUGGGACUUGGCCGCGGGUAGAACCACACGUCGCUUCGAAGAUCACACAAAGCGAGAAGAUUUUUUUUUUUAUUAAUUUGCGUCGCAUCGACUGAAGACAUUUGCGUUGGCCGGUUGUAA